CGGUGAGUUCACAUAAGUGAAAUAAGCGCACCCUUUUAUUGGCAUAUACAGUUUAUUGAAAGGAGUUGAUUUUUAAACUGUAAUGUAACUUUAUCUUAAUUACGUCACGAAGUAAAUUACAAAUGAUGAAAUGGUGCAUGAGUAUCGUGCUGGGGGCAGUUGUGCGAUAUCUGCUCAUGAACUCCGAUUACGCGACCACAAUUCAGAACCGGGUUGAAAUUGCUACCCCUGUCAACUCUUGGAAAAGAGCCACUGAAGGUGCUUAUCUUUAUGCAAACGGUAUAAACCCGUAUUCCGGAGACCUUUACCACCAGAAUCCAUUUGUUCUCGUUUCGGUAUGGUACUUGCUGCAGAAGGCCGUUACGUUGGUCGGCAUAGUUUUUAUUCAGUUUGAAAUAGGAACGAUGUUCAUGCUUAAAAAAGCAGCAACAGUUUUUAUCCGCGAACUGUACCAGAAGCAAAAGGUGCAUCGAAAUUCUUACGCGGAAGGAACAGCUGAGCUACAGAUCUCCGAAAGUGAUUUGGAAAGCGUUCCAUACUACGUGGCCUUGGCUUACAUGUUCAAUCCAUACACAAUCCUGAACUGCGUCGGUCAAACAACAACAGUUAUGAGCAAUUUUCUUCUCGCAUUAUUUCUACUAGGAACUUCGUACCGGCUUAGAUUCGUUGCAUGUGUCGCUCUGGCAUUGGAGACUCAAAUGAAUAUUUACCCGUGCGUGUUGAUCAUUCCAGCAGCUAUGUUCAUUGCGGAAAAAGAUAAUAACAAGUGGCUGAGUGUUUUCAACACCUGUUUUACUUUUUGUGCUGCACUUUUAUGGUUGAACUAUGCGGCAUUUAAGAUUAUGGGUGAUUGGAGCUUUCUAGAUGCGACUUACGGAUUCAUUUUCAACUGUCGUGAUCUACAACCGAACAUCGGCUUAUUUUGGUACUUUUUCACAGAAAUGUUCGACCAUUUUCGAACACUGUUUUUGUAUACGUUCCAAAUAAACGCCACCGUUUUAUACCUUUUCCCAUUGACCUUCAAACUACACAAGGAACCGAUAAUGCUUCUCACUAUGUUACUAGCACUGGGUGUUGUGUUCCGUCCCUAUCCCUGUGUCGGAGAUAUCAGCAUGUAUUUAUCCUUAUUACCAUUGUGGAAAUCUAUCUCCAGAUUUAUGGGACACAAUUUCAUCGUGGGAGCAACUAUGCUAGUCACCAGUAUUCUAGGGCCAACGGUUUGGUAUCUGUGGAUCUACUCCAAUUCUGCCAACGCCAACUUCUUUUUCGGUGUAACUUUAGUGUUCUGCACGGCACAAAUAUUCCUCAUCACCGACCUUUUCUUCGCGUUCAUCAAGCGGGAUUUCUGUCUCAAAAACGGAAUGCAAGUCAUCAUCGACGGGAAGGAAGCUAGAAUAACGUUGGAGUAGUUGCCUCUUUUUUCGAGUGCAGAAGUAGGAUAUCCAUAUUGAGCAUUUAUGAGUAACUUGUACAGUUUUCUACAUUAAAAACGUGACAAUUUGAAAAGAACAAA
Molecule: messenger RNA, 1513 nt
Organism: Malaya genurostris
Lineage: Eukaryota; Metazoa; Arthropoda; Insecta; Diptera; Culicidae
Gene: PIG-U
Product: phosphatidylinositol glycan anchor biosynthesis class U protein
Exons: 4
Coding region: 123-1409 (428 amino acids)
Biological process (GO): protein localization to cell surface; attachment of GPI anchor to protein
Cellular component (GO): membrane; GPI-anchor transamidase complex
Source: RefSeq, a predicted model, not a curated record